Acanthopagrus latus (yellowfin seabream) is the source of this 1247-nucleotide messenger RNA. RefSeq lists its product as uncharacterized. Bases 198 to 596 code for a protein of 132 amino acids. The record is from RefSeq and is a predicted model, not a curated record. NCBI's taxonomy places the organism in Eukaryota, Metazoa, Chordata, Actinopteri, Spariformes, Sparidae. The transcript has 3 exons.
UUCGCUGAGGCUGGGGUGGAGAGAGACAGUCGGGCUUGCUCGGGCUUUGGGGAAGUGGGAUCUCUCUGCUCAAUUUCUCUCCCUUUCUGUUUGUGGUGGAUUAUUAGAUGAGAGCAGAGGAACAAAUCUGGCUCUCUCUCUCUCUCUCUCUCUCCUCCAGCACUGACCACUGACCAUCAACACUGUGUGCUGCAUCCAUGACUUUACAUACCUGGCUGGUGUACGGGCUUGGAUUUAUCUUGGUUUGGGCACUCUGCUUGACACAGGUCAAGGGGCUGCAGUGCUAUGGCUGCAACAUCAUCCAGGGCCAGAGGUACGUGGACGUGGGCUGCUCCAACCCAGAGGUCAUCACCUGCGCCCACUCACACAAAGGCUUCAAACACCGAUUCUGCAUCAAGACAGAGAGCACGGCCCUGGGUAUCGUCCUGACCAGCGGUUGUGCCACAUCCAGACACUGCCAGCAGCAAGAGCUGCCAGGGGUGCGCAUCCACUGCUGUGACUCAGACCUAUGUAACAGCGCCUCCUCCUGGCACCCAGGCACACUCCACUACGUCAGUGCACUGCUCAGCCUCCUGCUGCUGAGGAUGUGGUUGUGAUGCGGAGUCAGUCUGGAGAGGAUGGAUGGUGACACCAGUGGACUAUAUGGGAGAAACGAUUUUUUUUUUUGUAUUAGUCACUCUCAUUUCCUCUCUUAGCUGCUCACAUUUAGGACUGAUUACCGAAUGAGAGUUUUACUCAGCGCGGUGUAACUUGUGAGCAACUUCGAAACCGUAGCUUUUGUCAUAUAGUCAGACCGGUGGCAAAAUAACCCUGUGAAACUGUGUGAUCGUGGGGGUCAUCAGUGAAGUUAUUGUGCACAUCCACUUACUCAAAUGUAGCUCGAAGUACAGAUUAUAGGACACUAUGGGACAUUUGUUGCCACGAAAAGAAAAGAUCUUCGUUAGAGUCAUGAUGUCACUUCAUAAAGUCUUGCGAUGCAGAUACACACUGACUUCAGUUUUGUAGAGGCUUACAUCUACUUGUGCUGUUAUACAUCAACCCAUUUACUCUGUUAGGCUUCUGUUCGUUCAUCAACUUUCUCAAGCUCAAAUCUUUGUGUGCAGUACAUUCUUUUAAGGUCACGGGUCGCCAUUUAUUUUGCAAUAUAUUGAGGAUAUUUUUUUAGACUGCUGUCCAGUUGUCCAGGCUAAGCUUGGGGAGAGCACACUGCAUGAGGAUUUAUGUAGGACUGUAAGAAAUACCGUACA